This is a messenger RNA of Asparagus officinalis (garden asparagus), 344 nucleotides long. RefSeq lists its product as uncharacterized. The coding region runs from base 24 to 329 and encodes 101 amino acids. The record is from RefSeq and is a predicted model, not a curated record. Lineage: Eukaryota; Viridiplantae; Streptophyta; Magnoliopsida; Asparagales; Asparagaceae. The transcript has 3 exons.
ACCUACUGUUACCGUAGAAUGAAAUGGAAGCAACAGAGUGUGAGUUAAUUAUUGCUGAUUGGGAAUCAUUUGCAUGCCCUGCUCAUAAAUGUCAUGUUUGUAACCAAGAAGAAAACAAAGAAGUUGCUGAGUUGCAGUUUGCGGUGUGCCGGCGUUGCCCUAUGUCAUAUCACAGGCAGUGUUUGCUUGGAGAAAAGAUAAUUGGGCCUUCAGAUGCUUUAGUUUGCAAGAAUGAGUUCAAAGGAAACCAACUUGUGCUUAAACAACAGAACAGUUUAGGGAGAUGGAUUCCCAAGGAAAGUCGUUCUCUUUUCUCUACUAAUGCUUAAACCUGUGUCCGUAGA